GCAGCCUUACGCACGUCCCGGUUCAUUCUCGGGGCGGACUCAGCAGCGGAAGUGGCGCCGCAGCAAGAUCUCCUUCCGGUCCGGGGCGCUGCUGGUGCCGGGAAGCCGGGUAGCUACUGGGGCAGAAGAGUCGGGCCGGUGGCUGACAUGGAGCAGCUGUGCCACUGAGGCCCCACCCUUCCCGCCUUGAGGUGGGGGCCCGCCAGGAUGAAGAAACUGUCUGGGGAUUUGGCCAGCGACUUGGAGCGCAACCUGCCAGCCGUGGCCUCCCUGGGCUCGUCACUGUCCCACAGCCAGAGCCUCUCCUCGCACUUUCUCCUGCCACCUCCCGAGAAGCGCCAGACUAUCUCUGAUGUCCGCCGCACCUUCUGUCUCUUUGUUACCUUCGAUCUGCUCUUCAUCUCCCUGCUCUGGAUCAUUGAGCUGAAUACCAACACAGGUAUCCAGAAGAACCUGGAGCAGGAGAUCAUCCACUACAACUUUAAAACUUCCUUCUUUGACAUCUUUGUCCUGGCCUUCUUCCGCUUCUCGGGACUGCUCCUGGGCUACGCAGUGCUACGGCUCCGGCACUGGUGGGUGAUUGCGGUAACGACGCUGGUGUCCAGUGCCUUCCUCAUUGUCAAGGUCAUCCUCUCUGAGCUGCUCAGCAAAGGAGCAUUUGGCUACCUGCUCCCCAUCGUCUCCUUUGUCCUUGCCUGGUUGGAGACCUGGUUCCUUGACUUCAAAGUCCUACCACAGGAGGCGGAGGAGGAGCGAUGGUAUCUUGCUGCCCAGGCAGCUGUCGCCCGCGGACCCCUACUCUUCUCUGGAGCUCUGUCCGAGGGCCAGUUCUAUUCACCCCCAGAAUCCUUUGCAGGGUCUGACAAUGAAUCAGAUGAAGAAGUUGUUGGGAAGAAAAGCUUCUCUGCCCAGGAGCGGGAGUACAUCCACCAGGGUAAGGAGGCCAUGGCGGUGGUGGACCAGAUCUUGGCCCAGGAGGAGAACUGGAAGUUCGAAAAGAAUAAUGAAUAUGGGGACACUGUGUACACCAUCGAGAUUCCCUUUCACGGCAAGACAUUCAUCCUGAAGACCUUCCUGCCCUGCCCUGCGGAGCUGGUGUACCAGGAGGUGAUCCUGCAGCCUGAGAGGAUGGUUCUGUGGAACAAGACAGUGACCGCCUGUCAGAUCCUACAGAGAGUGGAGGACAACACCCUCGUCUCCUACGAUGUCUCUGCGGGGGCUGCAGGUGGUGUGGUCUCCCCUAGGGACUUUGUGAAUGUCCGACGCAUCGAGCGGCGCAGAGACCGAUACCUGUCAUCAGGCAUCGCGGCCACCCAUUGUGCCAAGCCCCCAACACACAAAUAUGUCAGGGGAGAGAAUGGUCCUGGGGGCUUCAUCGUGCUCAAGUCAGCCAGUAAUCCCCGUGUCUGCACCUUCAUCUGGAUUCUUAACACAGAUCUCAAGGGCCGUCUGCCCAGGUACCUCAUUCACCAGAGCCUCGCAGCCACCAUGUUUGAAUUUGCCUUUCACCUGCGGCAGCGCAUCAGAGAGCUGGGGGCCCGGGCGUAACCAUGCCCCAUCGCCACCCUGCAGGCCAGGGUCCUGUCGCCACAGCCUCCAGAGCCAGAGAGGGGCCAUGGGACUGCCCAUGGAGGACCUAGCCUCAGACAGUGGGAGAAAGAAGUUUCCUCCCAUGGCAGCCCCCUGGCCCCAAGCUACCACCCUCCACCAUGCUUUGCUGUGCCUGGGAGCCACAGCCUUGAGCAGGUUGUAGGGUGGAGCAUCUGGACGCCGGGGCCCGGCCAUGGAAGCGAGCGGGGUCUGUCCUGCUGCUGUUUACAUGAUGUCCCCGCCUCCUGGAGGAUCCUCUUUCCCCUGCCUAGCCACUGGCAGGGUCCGGAAUGGGAGCCUCAGACUUGGUGGGUGAGGGCUGAGUCCCUGGGCAAGAUGGAGGCCAGAGUAGCCUUGUCACCGGUGUUAAGGUACAGGAGCCCCUUCAUCUGCCUGCUGUGUCCGCACUUUUUUUUUUUUUUUUUUAGCAUUAUUUAAAGGGUCUGAGACCUUUUACCACAUGUACUUGUGGGGGAGCAGGUGGAAGGUAGGGAUGGUGGGUGCUGGCAGUGAACCUCUACCCCGCCCAGGUUCUCUCCCUUCCCCCAGGGCCUCCUUGGGGACCUUUGUAACUUGAGCCAAUUAAAAACAUGAACUCAAAAAAAAGCAACUCUCCCAGCCUGGCCUCUUGAGGGAAGAGGAGGAAAGCACCGUGCAGGUGGGUAAGGAAUAGCCUUUGCCGUGGCCAGAUACAUGACACACCAUCUUACACCCUGGAGCUAGUGGGGACCCAGUUCCUGGAACCCUCAUCCCAACCUCUCCACACUCACACAUGUUCCUGAAUGGUUCAACUGGGCAGAUGACUGGUCAGAGAAAAAUACUUCACCCACCCCCACCCCCCGCCCGCCGCCAGGCUUCCUGUGAGGGACGGUCAGGUUAAGGUCUCCAGUCCAGCAUUUGGGAGGAGGUAGGGGAGACCAGCAGCACCCACAGCAGGCCCUGGCUAUACCUGGGGUCCCAAGGCCAGUGGGGGGCAGGGGAACCUGGAAGUGGGGCCUGGGCUUCCUGGUUACUGAGGCACCUCUGAGAUCUCUGCCUCGGGCUUGGGCUUCGCUCACCUACCCACUCUGUCCUGCCAUACCCAACUAAGGGCAGCACACUCCCAGGCAAGGGCCAGGGUGCUGCCUUCUUCCUUCUCCGCCUGCAGGCUUCCAAAGGAGUUGACUUGCUGGUGUGUGACCCUGGGCAAACCUACAUCUUAGUCUCCAUUUCCUACUUUGUAAAAAUGGGAGACUCAUUACGUCACAAGGUUAUAAGAUUAAAAGGCACUAAGAAUCAGG
Molecule: messenger RNA, 2870 nt
Organism: Pteropus alecto (black flying fox)
Lineage: Eukaryota; Metazoa; Chordata; Mammalia; Chiroptera; Pteropodidae
Gene: STARD3
Product: StAR related lipid transfer domain containing 3
Exons: 15
Coding region: 208-1548 (446 amino acids)
Cellular component (GO): late endosome
Molecular function (GO): cholesterol transfer activity; cholesterol binding
Source: RefSeq, a predicted model, not a curated record